Ceratitis capitata (Mediterranean fruit fly) is the source of this 4310-nucleotide messenger RNA. RefSeq names its product neuronal acetylcholine receptor subunit alpha-7 (gene nAChRalpha6). Gene Ontology annotation, biological process: chemical synaptic transmission; regulation of membrane potential; nervous system process. The record is from RefSeq and is a predicted model, not a curated record. Gene Ontology annotation, molecular function: acetylcholine-gated monoatomic cation-selective channel activity; transmembrane signaling receptor activity. Bases 2428 to 3981 code for a protein of 517 amino acids. The transcript is spliced from 13 exons. Lineage: Eukaryota; Metazoa; Arthropoda; Insecta; Diptera; Tephritidae. Gene Ontology annotation, cellular component: neuron projection; postsynaptic membrane; synapse.
AAGGUGAAAAUAAUAGACGAAAUUGAUAAUAAAUAAUUAAGUUGUACUAAAAGCUUAAAAAAUUGCUGGCGUAAUUCUAAGGGCUUAGCACUAAGCCAGAAAUUUCAAAAAAUAAUUUAAAUAAUAUAAAAAUUUAGGAAAACCGGAGAAGUAACACAAAUAAAUCAUAUAUUUAGUACUAAAAGUGAAAAAAUAUAAAAAAAUUAUUACAGUUCGUGAAAAAUUCGAAAAACGUUAAAAAUAAGUAUUAAACAUAAUUUGUGACGCUAACAUAUAGAAAAGAAAAGUAUUCAAAAAAAGUCUUUAAUACAUAUAUAUUUUAAUUUGCCCAACCGUUUUCGAAACCAUUUACUGCAUGAAUGCUCCAACGCGCCUGGCAACCCCUACAAGCAAACUCCAAUGAGUCACGCACAUAAAGAUAAACAUAAAACUGUAAACGCAACAACAAAUAACGGCUUUUCAUUAUAAAAAAUUUAUAUACGAAAAAAAUGUGCGUUUAAAAAUUUACUUAAGUCAAAUAAAUAAUUCAUAACGGCGCACGCGUUUAAGGAAAACAAAAGUAAACAAAAAAAAAAACAAUAAUCAAAGCACUAACGGUAAUGCAAACGGAAAUAACGGCAGAAAUCUCGACGGAAUAAGUAAUUUUGUGUUGCGCGAAAAAAAACAAGAACUACAGCGCAGCAGGCAAACGCGUUGAAGCGUGUAACGAGCAAGGAGCGAGUGAGCUCUAAUUGGGAAAGAGGCAAAAGUACGAAAGAGAAAAAAAAAUCACACACUAAAAGUUAAACAAAGCACUGAAAGUCCUCGCAAAUAACUGUAAACAAUUGGGAAACGCAAGUCUUAAGUGGCGACAAAGCCACCAAAAGCAGGCCAACAAAGCAAAUCAAAAGCAAGUAGCUCAACUAUCAACACAGCACUCAACUCAGUUCUCAGCUUUCAACCUCUGUACAUCUCAACUGACAACUAACAAUUUUUCGAAGACGACCAAAGUCAAAUAGUAAGCGCAAGGCAAGUCGGAGACCACAAAAAGUUGUUGGAGCACGCAAAAGUUGACGUGAGUUGCAAGCGAAUUCGCCAGCGCCAGCUGCAAAAGAGUGCGAAAACGAUAGAGGGAGAGAGAGAUAGAGAGAGAGAGGGAGAGAGGGUGAGAAAGUGUUAGAGGGCGAGCGCGAGCAAAAGAGAGAGUGUGAGUGAACGCGAGAUAGAGCACAUCCCUUGGGGCUUAAGCCACAAGUGCAUUCAUUUGCUUGAUAACUGCCGCGAAACUUUCGUUGCCAUAGCAACCGCCCUUUGACGACACAGCGAGCUCUAUGUGCGCUAACAAUACAAACUACAUAGACUUUAGUGUCUAUUUCCGCAAACAAUUGUCGCGCUCACUUAACUAGCUCACGCUGUGUAGAGAUCUGCGACUGUGUCACUAAUAAUUUUGACAACCACAAAUAGAAGGAAGUUACUUUUGCUUGGUUUAAGAGAAGAAAAAGAAGAAGAAGAAGAAGAAGAAGUUGAAACACAGACGAAAAUCACUUUCGCAUUGACUGACGUGCGAUUUCCCACAGCGCGCAGGACAAUAACGCUGAAAUUGAGGUCUUAACAAACAACGCUAAUUGACAAGUGCUCACCAGCUCAGCAUCAGAGCUCCCAAAUUGUAACGCGUUGGAGCAUAUCACACACACACAUACACACAAACGCACACACACGCAGUGUACAACCGCAGGUGUUUGACGCUUAUACUCGAGACGCGCCAUCCAUCCAUCCUUGCAGCGUAUGUUUGCAUGCUCGUUUAACUUGUAAAUUGUACCAAACGCCUCUGGGGGCAGACACAGCGCGUGUAAUUGUCGCGUGUAUUGAUUAAGUCUUCAAAUUGUGUUGUGCGCUGUGUCACAGCUUCUUCACGACUCAUCAUACUCGUGAUAAGCUCAGUGAUUGCUCAACCCAACUCAGACCGUUUUUACGUCUCACUUUAGCCUGAUUUGUGGUAUUUACAUAUAAAAGCUCCGUACGCGGCAAGCGCGCCCGCUUGUGUCCAACUUUGUUUUUGUUUUACAAAACCAAACCGAAAUUAACGUGUAACGCGCUCUCGUUUACUUUUUCGUCUAUAUUCAUUUUCAAUUGUUCAAUUGUGUCAUUUGUUCGUUUUAGAGACGACAAAGCGCGACGUCAAUUAGCUUGCUUUUGUGUGUGUUGUUGUUGUUGUUGCUUAUGAACUCACUCAGCGUUCGACUCUACGUUUAAGCAAAAAAAAAAUAAAAAAUAAAAUAACAAAACAACAAAACCAAAUUUAGCACCUACGACCAGUAGCUCCUCCAGCACAGUACCUGCUACCAGCCAAUUGUACUGCGUCAACAUCGCCAGCUCAACCCACCCACCCGCAUUGACACGGACAACAGUUGUACGUGUGUUCUUCAACGGAAGCUGAAAUCUAAGGACAUGGACCCGUCGCUGUUUGCCGUGUUGAUCUUUCUUGUGAUAAUUAAAGAAAGCUGCCAAGGACCACACGAAAAACGUCUACUUAACCACCUAUUAUCCACCUAUAACACACUCGAACGACCCGUGGCGAACGAAUCGGAGCCGUUGGAAGUGAAAUUUGGCUUAACGCUGCAACAAAUAAUUGAUGUGGACGAAAAGAAUCAGAUUCUGACCACAAAUGCGUGGUUAAAUUUGGAAUGGAACGACUAUAAUUUGCGUUGGAAUGAAUCAGAAUAUGGAGGCGUGAAAGAUUUGCGAAUAACGCCAAAUAAGCUCUGGAAACCGGAUGUGCUGAUGUACAACAGCGCGGAUGAGGGAUUCGAUGGCACGUAUCACACCAACAUUGUGGUCAAACAUAACGGCAGUUGUCUGUACGUGCCCCCUGGUAUCUUCAAGAGCACAUGCAAGAUAGACAUCACGUGGUUCCCAUUUGAUGACCAACACUGCGAAAUGAAAUUCGGUAGUUGGACUUACGAUGGAAAUCAGUUGGAUUUGGUUUUGAAUUCCGAAGAUGGAGGGGAUCUUUCCGAUUUCAUAACAAAUGGCGAGUGGUAUCUGCUUGCAAUGCCCGGCAAGAAGAAUACCAUCGUCUACGCCUGCUGCCCGGAACCCUACGUGGACGUUACAUUCACGAUACAAAUCCGACGGCGUACAUUAUAUUAUUUUUUCAAUUUAAUUGUGCCGUGUGUGCUGAUAUCAUCGAUGGCUUUAUUAGGAUUUACACUACCUCCCGAUUCGGGCGAAAAAUUAACAUUAGGCGUAACUAUACUUCUAUCCUUAACAGUAUUUCUAAAUCUUGUUGCUGAAUCCAUGCCGACAACGUCGGACGCUGUUCCUCUUAUAGGAGUUACAAUUCUUCUAUCGCUCACAGUGUUUCUCAACCUUGUAGCUGAGACAUUGCCCCAAGUAUCUGAUGCAAUCCCCUUGUUAGGCACUUAUUUCAAUUGCAUCAUGUUUAUGGUGGCAUCAUCGGUGGUGCUGACGGUUGUUGUACUCAACUAUCAUCAUCGCACUGCGGAUAUACACGAAAUGCCACCCUGGAUUAAAUCCGUUUUCCUGCAAUGGCUGCCAUGGAUUUUGCGUAUGGGUCGUCCUGGACGUAAAAUCACACGAAAAACAAUUCUACUAAGCAAUCGCAUGAAGGAAUUGGAAUUAAAGGAACGUUCUUCCAAAUCACUACUAGCCAAUGUGCUGGAUAUCGAUGAUGAUUUCCGGCAUACGAUUUCCGGUUCGCAAACGGCGAUCGGUUCAUCAGCAAGCUUCGGUCGCCCUACAACGGUGGAGGAACAUCACAAUACAAUAGGUUGCAAUCAUAAAGAUUUACAUUUGAUUCUUAAAGAACUGCAAUUCAUAACAUCGCGUAUGCGUAAAUCGGAUGAUGAAGCGGAAUUGAUAAGCGAUUGGAAGUUUGCGGCAAUGGUUGUGGAUAGAUUUUGUUUAAUUGUUUUCACGCUCUUUACAAUUAUCGCAACGGUAACCGUUCUACUAUCAGCUCCGCACAUAAUAGUCCAAUAAGCCUAAAGGAAAUUGAGGUUUAAGGAUAGACCUAGAAUAGAAAUAUUCAAACUACAACAGAGAGAAUACUUUACAAAGAGGGAUCUACUUGUUUCCAGACGAAAAACAAUUACUUACACAUACACAACAAGCAUACCAAUCAAUGGAUGGAAAAUGGAGUUCUAAUAUCUACAACAAAGUCAAAGAGAGGAGAUCGUACACUCAAUUGUAGUUUAGUGAUGAAGAAACUACACAAUAAUUAUUAAAUCACACGAAGGACAAUUGAUUAAGAAGAAUAUUAUAAAGAGAGAAAAAAAAUAUUACAAAAAAAUUGUUAAUUAAAUUUUUAA